Messenger RNA from Colletotrichum scovillei, 717 nucleotides. RefSeq lists its product as uncharacterized. Lineage: Eukaryota; Fungi; Ascomycota; Sordariomycetes; Glomerellales; Glomerellaceae. The record is from RefSeq and is a predicted model, not a curated record. The transcript has 3 exons. The coding region runs from base 1 to 717 and encodes 238 amino acids.
AUGGCUUACUUCUUCUCAAAAGCCAGGUUAGCGACCUUUUCCAAGUUCGCCGCAGGUGCCACAAUCACAGGUGCCGCCGGUUUUCACCUCUGGACGCGUCAGUGCGCGUUCGACGACAACUUCACCCCGGCCAACGACUCCCUCUUCCAGCACUCUCUUCUCAAAAAGGUCAAUCCAAAGAACAAUCCCGACUUUCACGACUGCUGUUACCGCACAGUUCCUUUUGACAAGUUGCGGCCGGAUCUUGUUGAGGACGCGCUUAGUGGAGGCUCAAAGCUUGUGGAAACGUAUUCUGCUGGUGUCUGGGGACGAUAUGCAUUCAACAUUCAACGCAAAAUCAUGGAGAUGGCCCGUAAAGACGAGUCAAACGCAGGGGACCUCUGGGAGAAAGAGGAGCUGUUGAAGAGCACUUACCCAGUCGGCACGACUUUUGCUGAUGACUUCAUUGUCAUCGAAAAGUCUCCAAGCAGCAUCCUGCUGCGGGGCGGGCUCUCUCCCAGGGUGGCGCCCGAUGGCCCACGCGAGUUGGAUAGUAUUAUAACCCUAGACGCGGACCUCGACCGACAGGCCCGAGUCGUCAGCUUCAAGCUCAAGUCAAUACUCCUCAAUGGAGUGAGCGACGGUAAAGAUGCCCCACUACCAGGGCCCGCAGUCUUUUUGCAUCAGCAGUACGCUAAGCUGUUGGUAACUGCCGGUGCUGACCACUGUGUUGCGUGA